Molecule: messenger RNA, 2842 nt
Organism: Sturnus vulgaris (Common starling)
Lineage: Eukaryota; Metazoa; Chordata; Aves; Passeriformes; Sturnidae
Gene: ERLIN1
Product: ER lipid raft associated 1
Biological process (GO): SREBP signaling pathway
Cellular component (GO): endoplasmic reticulum membrane; endoplasmic reticulum
Molecular function (GO): cholesterol binding; ubiquitin protein ligase binding
Source: RefSeq, a predicted model, not a curated record
AUGGCCAUGGCCCAGGCGGGGGCCGCGGCCGCGGCUGCCACGGGGCUCCUCGUCUUCCUGCUGUACUCCGCCAUCCACAGGGUCGAGGAGGGACACCUGGCCGUGUACUACAGGGGCGGCGCGUUGCUGACCAGCCCGAGUGGCCCUGGCUACCAUAUCAUGCUCCCUUUCAUCACCACCUUCAAAUCCGUGCAGACCACGCUGCAGACUGAUGAAGUGAAGAAUGUGCCUUGUGGGACAAGUGGUGGUGUUAUGAUCUACAUUGACCGAAUAGAAGUUGUGAAUAAGCUGGCCCCAUAUGCAGUGUAUGACAUCGUGAGGAAUUACACGGCAGACUACGACAAGACCUUGAUCUUCAACAAAAUCCACCACGAGCUGAAUCAGUUCUGCAGCGCCCAUACCCUGCAGGAGGUGUACAUCGAGCUCUUUGAUCAGAUAGAUGAGAACUUGAAACUGGCCCUGCAGAAAGACCUCAAUGUCAUGGCACCAGGUCUCACUAUCCAGGCUGUGCGUGUUACAAAACCCAAAAUUCCAGAGGCCAUCCGAAGAAACUUUGAGCUAAUGGAGGCUGAGAAGACCAAGCUGCUGAUUGCAGCCCAGAGGCAGAAGGUGGUGGAGAAGGAGGCAGAGACAGACCGGAAGAAAGCACUCAUUGAGGCAGAGAAGGCUGCACAGGUGGCCAGGAUUCACUACCAACAGAAGAUCAUGGAGAAGGAAACAGAGAAGCGGAUUUCUGAGAUUGAAGAUGCUGCAUUCCUGGCAAGGGAGAAGGCAAAAGCUGAUGCAGAGUACUACACUGCUCGGAAGCUGGCUGACUCCAACAAGCUGAAGCUGACCCCUGAGUAUCUGGAGCUGAUGAAGUACCAGGCGAUAGCUGCCAACAGCAAGCUGUACUUUGGUGACCGCAUCCCCGGCGUGUUCCUGGAUUCCUGUGCCUUCCAGCAGGCCAACCUGAGGACUGCCCACGAAACCAGCCUUCCUGCACAGGAAUCCCCAGAGACCUCUGCAGAAAGCCCCCUGAGAGGGGAGGAGAGCACUGGCUGAGGGAGGCAGAAGGGAACCCGGUGUAGGUCAGCAGCGAGCCCGGCUGUGACCGGGGACGAGGCCCUGUGCUGGUGGGGCGGAUGCAGCACAUGCCUGGCUGGACAUCUUGUGUAUAGGUGGCAUUUGGGUUGAUUUUCUUCUAGCAACAGAUUGCAAGGGCUCUGCCUCUUCCGUUUCUCCCCCUGUUAAAUUGGUGCUUCCAAUGGAGGGAUAAUCCUGUACUAACAUACCUAUACUGGAAUAUUAAACGACAGACAGCAGGAAAGCCUCCCAGGGUAGGUGCAGUAAUUUAGCAGGCAUUACUCUGCAGGAAGGAGAUGUGGCUUUGAGUGCUGUGUUGCUGCACACUGGUCAUUGCUCAGCACUCCUGGCUGAGGCUGGCUGAAGAGGAGGUUCCCCUCGUCCUGCUGCUGAAGCUCUGCUUGGUGAAGGUUUCUGCUGACGCUGUCUCGCUCUCCUCAAGGACUCCAGUGGAGUGGACUCUCCUUGGCCAGCGUGUUCCUGCUCAGGGUGAGGAGUGGUUUGCUGUGGAAUAUGUUAUUGGAGUAGGAUCUGCACAGCCAUAAUAUUCCUGUAGACAGCAGCACUAGGUAACGACUUGGAGGAAGCAACCUCUGAAGGGAUUCUGCAGCACCCCUCUCCAAGCAAGAGCCUUGCACUCGCUGCCUGGGACUGACUGUGGUGUUCCCACUGGGUGGCUGAAUCUCAUUGCCUCUUAAACCAGAUUUCAGGAGCACCUUGGAGCAGCUGGUUGGGAACAGAGCCUGGCAAGUCUUUGCUCAGAUUCCAGCCUCCAUGUAAGUCAUUGACCAGGGAAAGGGAACUGAAUUUUCACUUCUCUGCCAUGUUGGAAAAGUGAAGGGGAAGAGAAGAGUGAAAGGACCCUGCUGUGCAGCAGAUCAGAUGUUUGACACUUCAGCUGCAAAGUAGGUGAGGCAUUGCUGCUCCUCCAUGCAAAGUCCACUGCUCUAGGAAGUGGGACCUGCUUUAUAUGUCCUUGAACAGCCAUGGCAAGGAGUGUGUCCGUGGUCUUCUCAUCCCUGGCCAGGCUUGCUGGCAGCUGGAUCUUCUGUCCUGAUUUGCAUUGUGAUAUAUCCAGCCCUGCUCCUGAUGUGCUGUGGCAGGGUGAGGGAGAGGUGCUCGGGGAGGGGGGAAUCUGCUGAGACAACCUGCUUUGUGCUUUUCCUCCUUCCUCCCCUCUGCUUGUGAGGAUGUGCUUGCUUUUAUGACCUGCUCUGUGAGGAUCCGGGGUGCAGCAGCUGGGGAAGCAGCUGCCAAGAGCUGGAAUGCUCUUCUCCAGCUGGGAGCACCCCAGCACUGCCUGCUGCAUGUUCAGAGACCAUCUGCUCUCCCCGUGCAUCCCUCCUGCUGUCCUGUCCCCUCGGAGCAGCCAUGCCACCCCUGAAGGGGCUGGGGUGUGUUGACACUCCAGGCACUGGAGCUGCUGAGGUCUUCUGUCCCUGGCUCCAUCUGCAGCCUCAUGGCAAGGGAAGGGAUGUGUUCAGCUUCUGCCAUUGAGAAACGCUGAACCCAAACCAGCUUUACCUGUGCUGGUGAUGUCCCCAGAAGGAGUGUGUGGCCUCGGGCUUUGCAGGGCUGCAUCCCCACGCCGUGUGUGUCUGUGGGCUGGGCUUCAGGGAUGGCAGUGUCUCUCCACAGGGAAGUUCAGGAACACACGGUGCCUCUUGCUGUGUCUGCUCCUGCCCUGGCUGCCUCUCCUCCACCGCUGGGGCAGGACAGGGUCGUGUUGGUCCUGCCCCUUCUGCAGGGUGUAAGACAUAACUGUGGGACUUUGCAG